AUGCGUUACUCUCUCUUCCUCGGGGCUGCUGCCCUCGUGGCCGCUUCUCCUGCUCCUCAGGCAUUCGAUGUCAACCAAUUCGAUUCCAUGGCCAACAACCUCGCUCAGGGCCCCAAGGCAGGCGUCGUCAGUGAGCAGGCCUACAACCAGGCCAAGGCUCAGGACGUUGCCGCCGCCGCUGCUACCGGCGCUGCCACUGCUCAGCAGGCAAAGAGGACCGUUGGUGCCCAGCUUGAGGCACGCGACCCUACCUUCUGGUGGAACUGGAACCAGCAGAACAACCCUCCUGCUCCCGCUCCUACCAAGGCUCCUGCUCCUGCCCCCACCGCCGCACCUGAGGGCAACCCGUCCUCUACCAACCUCGCACCAUCUUCGUGCACCCCGGUCAGCUGGACCAACACCUUCGCGUUCACUGCCGAUCCCGCUUGUGCUACUCAGAUCGAGGUCGGCACCUACUGCGGAUUCAUCAACCCCGAUGACCCAUGUGCUGCUCAGCCCAACGCCUACGGCCCACCUACCACCCCCGACACUGCCGAUGCUUUCAAGAACAACGAGGUCUACCACAAGAUGGCUACUAGUGCUAAGUCGCCAUCUGGCUACACCUCCUCUUUCGUCGACCUCAGCGCUUCCGUUGAGGGCAGCGGUUACCUCGGAUACUACGAGCUUACCAGCUACGACACUGCUGCUUGCGCCGCCAAGUGCGACUCUACCUCCACCUGCACUGGUUUCAACAUGUACAUCGAGCGUGACCCCAAGUGGAACCCGCGCCAGUGCUCUUGCGACAAGCCCGACUCUGUCACUCGCUUCAAGUGCACUCUUUGGGGACAGGAUGUCAAGAAGGAGUCUGCUACCAACGUCGGCCAGGGCCAGGAUGGAUUCGAGGUCGUGAUAGUCGGUUCCAACGGUUACAACAAGGGUACCUAUAACCCUCCCACUCCUCCUUCUUGCAGCAAGCCCCAAUCUUGCGGCCACAAGCUCCACAACCAGCAGCCCUACUGCAUGGGUCAGACUACUUUCCCCGGUCCUUUCGAUCCUUCUCUCUGCGCUGCCUACGCUCAGAAGCAGAACGAGGUCAACCGCAAGCACGGCAUCAUUGGCGCAUGGCUCUCCAUGUUCGGCAUGAACAAGGGUGGCUGCGUCCAGUUCCAGGCUGCUUACCUCGAGAAGGACGGCAAGGGUUUCGGUACCCACUGCCGUCUCUUCACCAAGAAGUUCCUUGCCACCCAGGCCAACCUCGACAUCAGCGUCGGUGGUACCUCCAAGUGGGGCUGCCAGAAGUCCUUCACCUGGGACGUCGAUGUCAACGCCAGCUUCAACUGGGGUGGCUGGUCUUACUUCAAGAACAAGCGCGACGAGUAA
This is a messenger RNA of Alternaria ethzedia, 1359 nucleotides long. RefSeq lists its product as uncharacterized. The transcript is spliced from 2 exons. The record is from RefSeq and is a predicted model, not a curated record. Bases 1 to 1359 code for a protein of 452 amino acids. NCBI's taxonomy places the organism in Eukaryota, Fungi, Ascomycota, Dothideomycetes, Pleosporales, Pleosporaceae.